GAACGCUUCCCGCCCAACGAGAGAAAAGGCGAACCGGCACGACCGGUCGGUCUGCUCUUAUAUAUGAUGGCUUGCGCCGUUGUCAAUAUCUGGGGAAACGUGGACAAGUCACCAACGGCAUUCAACUUUGUCACAUCAGACUUUGGCUCUUUCUGUCUUUUCUCUUCACUUUCUGGCUCUUCAGAGAAGCAUAGCCAUAGCGGCUUCGUUCACCAUGGCUUCAAAUGGGCUUAUGAAAGCCAUCUAUGUGGCUUUGCUCUUGCUUUAUAUCGACGCAGCUAUCUCAUUAGCGCUUGUCUCGUCAAUGGUGGCGUUCCUUCAUGGACGAGGCGGCCAGCCAUUCCGUGUCCAAGAUUUUGAACAUGGCGGUCCGAUAUUCAACCUUCAUGGAGAGCCUGCAAACCUCUUGACGGACCACGGCCAUACGACAAAUGGUGCAGGAGGUACAGGCGUGGUUCUUGUUGGUUUCGGCGGCCUCCUGGCUUUGUGGUUGGAGCAUAGGUCCAGGGCAAAGUAUGGCAAAUCAUCGCCAUUCUACUAUCUAUGGGCCCUCAUUACGAUUCUCAGCUGGCUUCUUACUCUCACGGCUCUCAUCUACACCUUUGUCCUGACCAACAUGCAUUCGGACCAAAGCAUCGACAUUGGCCUGGCGUCACGCACUACUCCAAGUCCGUACCCACGGGAUUCUUGGACACCGGAAAACUGGUACACGGAGGUCAACAAGCUACACUUUACCAAUUCGGCAGAUCACGACAUACUGAAUCGGAAGCUGAGGUCCAUUCGCGGAUGGCGCUACAACCUCAUUCCCUUCAUGAUCCUCGGUUUCGUUCUCAUGCUUCUCGUCAUCUUGGAGUUGUUGAGUUUCAGGAGGUCGAGGGGAAGGAAGGCAGACCAGCCCUUUGGACAACCUUAUGGAGCGGCUGUCUCUAAGCAUGAGUCUGCUCACUUGGUAGCAUGAUGCAGAUUUCAAGUUGAGGACAUAAGAGUUUUGCGAUUGUGGUCACUUGAGCGGUACAGUCGAGAUGUUAUAACCUAUGUCAAAUUCAUUAGCAAACAACGGGCUUCAACUAGAC
Neurospora tetraspora is the source of this 1073-nucleotide messenger RNA. RefSeq lists its product as uncharacterized. The coding region runs from base 215 to 958 and encodes 247 amino acids. The record is from RefSeq and is a predicted model, not a curated record. The transcript has 2 exons. Lineage: Eukaryota; Fungi; Ascomycota; Sordariomycetes; Sordariales; Sordariaceae.